UUCUCUUCUUUUCUUAACAACACAAAGACAUUAAUCUGUUUUGAGUUUGGUUUCUUUUAUCUAAAUGCCAAAACCCAUGAUCAUCUACAUGUAAUCUCACCGUAACUAACCUAAACCAUCUCGAUCUCCCUAACCAUGUCCCGUGAAUCCACCCCUGCUUCUCCGAUCCCUUCCCCGCAACACCAACAACCAAACGACCUUACCCCUAAUCCCCAAAACGACACCCACUCCUCUCAAAACGACACCACCACUACAACUACAACUACAACUACAACAACUGCCCCAAUUAAUAGAAGCAACCGCCCCUCCCGCGCGUGCACUCUACGUACUGCUCAACGCCUCUACGCCGCGGCUCAGGCCCAGGCCGUGAUCGAGCGCAAACCCAAGAAGAAGGAGCAGCGAGAGAGGUUAGAUGAGUCGCCGCAGCAUCAACAGCAAUGUAGCGCUAAUAGUAAAAUAGUAACUCCCUUAGUGGGAUCCCCUCCGCCGUCUCAGUUGCCACGAUGGAGUCUGCGGGCCAUGUGGGAGUUAGCUUCCAUACUCAAUUUCUUGCAUGUUUUUAGGCCUUUAUUGAAUAUAACGGCUGAGUUUUCGGCGGAGGAGUUCGAGACGGCCUUGAUUACUCCCAAUGAUACUUUGAGUGACAUACAUAUACCAAUUUUAAAGGCAAUCCCUCCUAUCACACGAAUGGCCCUCACACGUGAUACUUGGGUCACUGUUUUAUGCAGAAAAUUAAGAGACUGGUGGCAUUGGGUUGCAGAAGGGGAUCUUCCUAUCAUUGCUUCACAUGGGUUGGAGAUUGAAACAUAUAAGACUCUUGAUCCUGGAGUUCGUGUGGUGAUCUUGAAGGCACUAUGUGAUAUUCGUGUUGAGCAAGAAGAUAUCCGGAAUUACAUUGACAACUCAGUCAAACAUGGACUUCAGCUUUCAGCGUUUCGCAAAGAACGGAUUGGGGGUGAUUCAUAUGGAAUUAAUUAUUGGUAUGAAGAUGAUCCGGUAAUAGGCCAUCGGUUGUACAGGGAAAUAAGAAAGGUUGAGGUGAAGAAAGCAAAAACAAAGGGCUCCAAUGUCCUUCCAAAUGCAACAUACCAGUGGGAAACUGUUGCUACUAAUUUGGAAGAAUUUCAAGAUGUUUCUGAAAAGCUUUUUUCAAGUAAAAAUCGAACUGAGGUUUCUCUCGGAAAGAAGUUAAAGAAUGACAUGCUUCCAGAAAUUGAGAAGGAACAUAAGAGAAAAGAGAAAUUGCUGAAAAAGCAACACCGACAAGCCCUGCUUCUUGAUAACUUCCUGAAUGUGGAUGGGCUUGGUCCAGGACGUUCACUUCGUGACAGAAAACCAGUCACUUAUACCUUUGAUGAUUAUGACCGGUCGAUUAACGAGGCCAUCAAGAUAACCAAGCGGAAACCACCAUCCCCAGAGUCUCUUCAAAGAAGAGAACUUGGUUCCAAGCCUGAAGCUUCCACAAAUGGUAAAUGGAGUGAUCCUUUACAGGCCUCUGAACAUGGCAGUUUUACUGCGCUGUCCCCUAAUUCACCCAAUUAUGAUGAGAAUGACGAAGAUCAUAAAAAUGAAGAAUUAGACCGAGGCAAUCGGCGAAGACAGAGGCCUGAACGAUAUUCAGGGAAAGACUUUGUUGAAGCGGUUUCAGAUAAUGAGGCAUAUUUUGACAGUGAUGAUGAUAUAGUUGGAGAAGUUGUGUAUGAUGAAGAAUAUCUGAAGAAACGGAAACAAAGGAGAAAACUGUCCAGCAGCUCUGAAGGGGAUGAGGAGUAUCAUUGGGAUGAAGAAAAUGCUGAAGAUGAUGAGGAGGAGGAGGAAGAAGAUUCCUUGAGUAUCAGUGAGGACAGUGAUGAGCCCCAAAAGUUUAAGAAAUUGCCAGGUCGUACUCGAAGGGAAACUAAAUUAAGGUCAGUAGACGAGCUGCAGUCAGGUCUAAGACGAAGUAAAAGGGCUAAUAGAAACCGCAUAAAUUACAGGCAGUAUGAGCUGUCAGACUCAGAAACAGAGUCAGCGAAACCUGAUAAGUCAAAUGCAUCAGAUGAACACUCAAAUGGGAGUGAAAAUGCAGAAUAUUCAACUGGUAGUCAAGAAUCUGAUGGCCAUGAAGAUGAGCAGGAAGUAAAAGUUGAUCAACCUGUUGAAGGUUAUGCUGAGACAGGUGAGAAAGAGCCAAACCAGCCGCCACCUGAGAAACCAAAUAGCCCAGGGCAAGGUGAAGUUGAGGGUGGUGUAAAAAAGAGACGUUUCCUUGACCUAAAUGAGCUUGCUCCUGUUUCUGGUUUUGAUGAUGGUCCAAACUCUAUAAAAGAUGAUGGUACAGAUGAUUUUUAAAGUUUCCUUCUCUGCUGAAAGCACGAGGUGUAUUUUUCUCUCAGGGAAGCUUAGUGUACGAUAGAACUAUAAAUUUUGCAUCUAGUCAUGGUGGAAUUUAUGGUCAGAGCCCUUCCAUGGCUUAAUUUAAGCUAAUACUGGCAUGCAAUUCUAUUAUAGAUUUGCAGGGGGGAGCAACAAGAUGCUGAGAGUUAUGUAGUUUAGGUAGUCAUUUUUUAGUAUGUCUACAUUCAAAGAAACCUACGAAAGGUGGAUGAGGAAUCCAUUGAGAGUUAUUUAGCUUAUCCAAUUAAUGUACAAUAACCUUUUAACUAAUAUUGUAGCUGAAAAAUCUGGCUUUUAGAUGUUGAAGCCAUGUAGUUGAUGCCAUGAAUCAUGAUCAUGAGGUGAUCUUCUUGGGCUUUUGGGUUGGUUGGGUCUGUUGAUUAAAAAAAAAAAAAAAAUUCAGAAUUUCUUUUCUUUGUUGUAAUGGAACGAAACCAUCCUCCCUCAAAUGGUAACUAUUGUCUCUCACCAGUUUAACAAUUUUCUACUCUCAAGUAACUUUUGUUGUAAUAAUGCUUAUGCACCUGGAUUUGUAGUGCCUGGUUUCAUGUUA
Molecule: messenger RNA, 2929 nt
Organism: Pistacia vera
Lineage: Eukaryota; Viridiplantae; Streptophyta; Magnoliopsida; Sapindales; Anacardiaceae
Product: DDT domain-containing protein DDR4
Exons: 12
Coding region: 136-2331 (731 amino acids)
Biological process (GO): regulation of DNA-templated transcription
Cellular component (GO): RSF complex
Source: RefSeq, a predicted model, not a curated record